GAUUUCUUGAUUACCGCCUUCCUGUGCCUGAACGUCAUUUUUAUGGGCUUUGAACUCCAGUUCUCCGGAUCCGUCACAGGGGUCCAGAUAGAGUUCUUCAAGCACCUCCUGAUUCCCGAGAGCUGGUGGCCCAGCAUGGAGACCUUCUUCGUGGUGGGGGAUCAGAUGUUUACGGCCCUCUUCACCCUUGACGUGGGCAUCCGGAUCUUGGUGCUGAGGCUCAAGUUCUGGACGAACUGUAUGAACUACAUUGACGUCCUGGUGACCCUCGCUUCCCUAGUGGAGCACAUCAUCACGGCCAUGACGCCCGUAAACCCUACGCUCUUUCGGCUGCUCCGUAUCGGCAAGCUCGCUCGUGCACUCCGCCUGGUGACGAUGUCCAACACGUUGGCCUCCCUGGAGCUCCUGACGAAGUGCCUGCAGUCCAGUGUGGACAUGCUUUUCUGGUCUUUCUGCUUGCUGACGUGCAUCCAGUGUGUUGCUGGAAUGGUCGUGAGUGCCCUUUGCCGCAGCUUCAUCGAGGACCCCUUACAGAACAUCGACGUGAGGCAAGAAGUGUUCAGGUACUAUGGCACCUUCACUCGCACCUUCCUUUCCAU
Symbiodinium sp. CCMP2456 is the source of this 599-nucleotide messenger RNA. The record is from the annotation of a GenBank genome assembly. NCBI's taxonomy places the organism in Eukaryota, Dinophyceae, Suessiales, Symbiodiniaceae.